AUGUUCUAUCUUGGCAGCUUUAGCUUACCCCACCCUUUAAAAUGCCAUACCCGCACAUUCCAACCUCAUUUUGAUCGAUCGUCACCCUUUAUUCCAUUCUAUCCUCUCCUCGUUACAGCAACCCUCUUACCUUUUGCCGAGUCACUCAACCAUCAGGCUCUCUCCCUUCACAUCGACUUUCCAGCCUGGUUCCCGACAUUAACCUCUAAACGGAAGCCGGCCAUCUCCGUAAACGUCUUCCCCCUUAUAACGUCAACAACAUCACCGUCAAGAUCAGUGAAAAGCUAUUUGCCGGAAGUCGAACGUCACUUCCGCUCUUUCCACUUUCUGUUCGUCUCUUCAUGUCUACCUGUCUUCUUCGGCCACCUUCCAUCCUUAGUCGAUUUCUUGUUAUCUUUCAUUUUUUUCUCCUUUUACUCGAACUUUUUGCAUCUUUCUCGUUAUCCCAUUUUCACUUCCGACCUAAUUGCCACGUCUCUAUCUUUUCCUUUCCAUAUUCUCUCUUCAACAGUCUUUUUCUUUUAUUAUAAAAUUUAUUUUUUUUUUUUACUUUGGAUCUAA
Messenger RNA from Acanthosepion pharaonis, 561 nucleotides. NCBI's taxonomy places the organism in Eukaryota, Metazoa, Mollusca, Cephalopoda, Sepiida, Sepiidae. The record is from the annotation of a GenBank genome assembly.